CAGGACCAUCUUCCUCCAACCACGACUCAAACAUCAGAUCGAAGCUCAACUAUCAACAAACAACAUGAAGCUCACCAUUCUUAUCGCGGCCUUCAUCGGCUUGAUCGCGCCAAUCUCGGCGUGUAUCGAAGACCAUUGCAACAGCUAUUGCCAGUCCAGCAAGCAAGGUGUCGGCGGCUACUGCCAGACGGAUGGGCACUGCGGGUGCAGGUUCGUUGAUGAUGGCGACAAGGCCUAGAGUCCAUGGGUCGCGUGACACACCCGAAGAGCACAUUCGCCGUCAAAGCACGCAAGGACGGACGACUCUACCGCUUGAGUUGGCAUGCCAUGGUGGCUGUGCUGCUCUCAGUGUCAACUGGAUUUCUGCGUUGAGUUUCUCGCAAACGGAACACUCACUUCUGCCGACUCGUCGAAGUCGUUCCUCCUCUGUUCGAUUUGCCUGGGGAGGGGUUUUUUUUUCGAGGCGAGAUAGCUGUAGAGCCUCAAUCCACGCUGCUCUCACC
Molecule: messenger RNA, 503 nt
Organism: Zymoseptoria tritici IPO323
Lineage: Eukaryota; Fungi; Ascomycota; Dothideomycetes; Mycosphaerellales; Mycosphaerellaceae
Exons: 3
Coding region: 65-238 (57 amino acids)
Source: RefSeq, a predicted model, not a curated record